This is a messenger RNA of Funneliformis geosporum, 549 nucleotides long. NCBI's taxonomy places the organism in Eukaryota, Fungi, Glomeromycota, Glomeromycetes, Glomerales, Glomeraceae. The record is from the annotation of a GenBank genome assembly.
AUGCGUAGAAAUCAAACAUUUAGAACAACGGUUUGGGAUCCACUUCUCAUCCUUUCUCAGAUCAUUGCUUUGCAAACUUUAUAUUAUACAUCUAUCUCUCUUAUUACACUUUUCACUCUUUUAAUAACAGGAACCGAUAUAACAUUAGACCACUUAUUAGACUAUCGAGAGUUUAGGGCAGAUACAGUAUUAGGAUGGACUAUAGGGUUCGCAUGGAUAGCAAAUUCUAUAGUUGGACUUGUUUUAGAUUUUAGUAUAACUUUACAUUUCUUUCAUUUAUUGAUAACUACUUAUUACUCUGGCCAUGUGCCUACAACAUUUGUAUGGUGGGCUUUAAAUGCAACAACAUGUUGUAUCAUGAUUUUUGGUGGUGAAAUUUAUUGCAUGAGAAAGGAGAUGGAACCAAUUCCAUUAAACGAUGAAAUGGGAGAAGGUGCUAGUGUUGGCGCCAGUGGUAGCAGUGCAACUGUGAAAACUAAAACAAGUGCUGACGUUGAAAGAGAUAGAUACGAAAUGGUACCAAUGGAAGAAAUAGAAGUUGGCGGAUAA